AUGCCUCUCCCAAGAAGAAGCAAAAAUAACUCCGAUAGGGGGAAUCGAACCCCCGGCUGCCGUGUGAGAGACGGCGAUGUUAGCCACUACACCAUAUCGGAUAUUGGAUGGAAGAUGACACACACUUUGACACUAUCAACCAAAUUUAACGCCGUUGGUCUUUUACAUUCCUGUGAGGCAUUCUUGCCAUUGGCCCGGAUCACCGAGACUGCACGUAUAUUGUCGCUGCUGAUCCCAAGAUCCAACCUCAAGUGCCAGCGUUGGAUCCAAAAAUGCCACCGAAAGGCAACCAUCGACUUGGAAGCGGGCCAGCUUCGUCCUACGUCGCGUGAUACUGCUAGUUUCUCCUUCUGGUCCCGCCAGUUGUUGGAAUUGCGUGAAGAAUAUGAGCGGACAGAGCCGACAACACUGCGGCAGUGGGUAGUCGACAAGCGUAAGCCUAACCAGAGCGUAACCUUGUCCACGGAUAAUAUUGAUUGA
Messenger RNA from Penicillium vulpinum, 480 nucleotides. RefSeq lists its product as uncharacterized. The transcript has 3 exons. NCBI's taxonomy places the organism in Eukaryota, Fungi, Ascomycota, Eurotiomycetes, Eurotiales, Aspergillaceae. The coding region runs from base 1 to 480 and encodes 159 amino acids. The record is from RefSeq and is a predicted model, not a curated record.